Triticum dicoccoides is the source of this 2504-nucleotide messenger RNA. RefSeq names its product pentatricopeptide repeat-containing protein At3g22690-like. Gene Ontology annotation, molecular function: protein binding; RNA binding. The transcript has a single exon. Lineage: Eukaryota; Viridiplantae; Streptophyta; Magnoliopsida; Poales; Poaceae. The record is from RefSeq and is a predicted model, not a curated record. Gene Ontology annotation, biological process: RNA modification. The coding region runs from base 71 to 2083 and encodes 670 amino acids.
UCCUUCCCGCCAUCCUAGCACACAAACGGUACUGUAACAAUCCAAGCUCGAGCUCGCCUAUGCCAUUGCCAUGCGUUACCUCUACUUCCGCCCCAACACGGCAAGCCAGGCGCGCGCCUGCCGCGACCAUCUCCUCACCCACCUGGACCAAUGCUCGUCGCGGGCCCACCUGGCUGAGCUCCACGGCCGGCUCAUCCGCGCCCACCUCCGCCCCAAUCCCUCCGCAGUCGGUCGGCUCGUCGCCCUCCUCGCCUCCCCUGUGGCGAGGCAUGACAUGCCCUACGCGCGCAGGGUGUUCGACAGAAUGGCCCAACCGACCGCCUUCGUCUGGAACUGCAUGAUUCGAGGGUACAACAGUUGCGACGCGCCUGCGGAUGCAUUGAGGUUGUUCAGGGCGAUGCUUCGGAGGGGAGUCUCUCCUGAUAAUUACACCAUGGCUGCGGCGGUGUCCUCGAGCGCUGCAUUCGCCGGCUGCAAGUCGAGGUCAACUGGGGACGCGGUACAUUCCUUGGUUCGCAAGACUGGCUUUGCAUCGGAUGUGUUCGUCAUGUCAGGCCUUGUUAAUUUCUACGGCUCCUUCAGAAGUGUCGAUGAUGCAAGGAAGGUUUUCGAAGAGAUGGCCGAUCGGGAUGUGGUGUCGUGGACACUGAUGAUCUCGGCUUUUGCACAGUGCAGUCAGUGGGAUGAGGCGUUAAGGUUGCUUGCUGAGAUGCAAUCACAAGGCACUAAGCCGAACAAGGUCACCGUUAUAAGUCUCCUUUCUGCAUGCGGCCAAGAGCAGGAUGCUGACAGAGGCCGGUGGGUGUAUGCACGCGUUGAUGAGUACGGCAUUGAGGCUGAUUUGGAUGUCAGGAAUGCACUUUUAAGCAUGUACGUGAAAUGCGGAUCCAUGUCGGACGCAUUGAAAACAUUUCAGCUCAUGCCAAUAAGAAAUACUAAAUCAUGGAACACGUUGAUUGAUGGGUUUGUGCAAAAUGGGAAGCAUAAGGAAGCACUAAGAAUGUUUGAAGAGAUGUUAUCAGAUGGUAUAGUUCCUGAUCUGAUUACCCUCGUAAGUCUCUUAUCGUCAUGUGCUCAGCUUGGUGAUCUCCAGAAAGGAAGAUACUUUCACAAUUAUAUCAAAGAUCAUGGGAUCCGCUGUGACAUCAUCCUUCAUAAUUCUUUGAUUAACAUGUAUGCUAAAUGUGGCCAUAUGGCUGCAGCAGAAAUGGUUUUUGGAAAUAUGACACAAAGGGAUACCGUGUCCUGGACAGCUAUGGUUUGUGGUUAUGUGAAAGGACUUCAGUUUACAACGGCCUUCAGUUUAUUUGAAGAGAUGAAGGUUGUAGAUGUUGUGUCAAGUGAAAUGGCACUGGUUAGUCUACUUUCUGCUUGUUCCCAGCUAGGAGCACUUGAUAAAGGGAGAGAGAUACACACUUAUAUAGAAGAGAAGAGUGUAACAACAGACGUAUGGCUUGAAAGUGCCCUGGUGGAUAUGUAUGCAAAAUGUGGUUGCACUGAUACAGCCGCUGAAAUAUUCAGUACAAUGCAGCACAAGCGAACCCUCACAUGGAAUGCUAUGAUUGGAGGUCUUGCCAGCAACGGACAGGGAAAAGAAGCAGUGGAGCACUUUGAACAAAUGCUGAAGCUAAGAGACCCAAAGCCUGAUGCUAUCACUCUAAAGGUAGUUCUUGGUGCCUGUGCACAUGUAGGAAUGGUUGAUGAGGGGCUGCAUUACUUCUAUUUGAUGUUGAGCCUUGGUAUUGUCCCUGAUAUUGAGCACUAUGGUUGCGUAGUAGACCUCCUGAGUAGAGCUGGGCUGCUAGACGAAGCAUAUAGUUUUAUCAAGAAGAUGCCAAUACAGCCCAAUCCAGUAAUUUGGGGAUCACUUCUUGCAGCUUGUAGAGUUCAUCACAAAAUGGAACUAGCAAAGAGAAUUGGACAGCACAUCAUCGAAUUAGCUCCUAAUGACGUGGGAGCACAUGUCCUAAUUUCGAACUUACAUGCUGAAGAAGGUCAGUGGGAUGAUGUAGAACAAGUAAGAGGGCUGAUGGAAAGCAGAGGUGUAGAGAAAUCAUCUGGUCGUAGCUCCAUCCAAGUCUAGACAUGCUUCGUAAAUCAUUGUUCGUACUUCAUAAUGUAAGUUACAAGCGACCACAUGAUUUGACUAGUAAUACAAAUGGCUGAGAAGCGUAUUGCCACUUUUUCAGUGCAGUGUCUGUUCGAUACCAGAGACAUAUAUACUACAAUGCUCAGUAGAUAUGUGAUUUCUUGAUCAUAUUUUGGUUGCUCGGGUCAGCACUGAAUGAAUGAAUCAGUAUGCAGGGCAAGAAAAAAAAAGGCCACAUACUCACAUCUAUUGCUACUGGGAACUGAGAUAAACUUGUCCAUAUCUAUUUAGCAUGAUCUGAAAACUAUUUAUGUGCAUCAUGCAUGCUAUGAUUUGCAAAUCAUAUCUUAAACUUUCAUCUAGUACAAGAUCUUGAUAAAUAUGCACCCAAAGAUUGUUUAUGUACAUAGUUGAA